AUGAAGUGGGGAGGAAGAAAACACUCUUCAGCUUCUUCUUCUUCUUCUAGCUCUUCUUUUAUUUCUCAUGCAUCUCCUUUCUCUUGGUUGUCAAAGUUCAAGCACAUGAGAAUCAAUUCAGAAAGUGCUGGAAAAACGAAGCACAAGGCAAAGCAGAGUGGUUCACCACAGUAUUCUUGUGAGUAUGGAGAAGAUAAAUAUUGUGUAAAGGAUGAUGAUGGUGCUUUCUGUAGACAAUUACCAUUUAAUGAAGAGAGUUAUGAGGAUAAGAAGAAUAAAGAUAUUGAUGAUAAUGUUAAAGUCAUUUCCUGCUCAACCACAAGUUGCCUUGGUGUUAGAAGGGAUGCUAAGAAACAUGGAAAGAGAGAAGGCACACUCAAGUUAAAGGAGAAGGAUAAUAUUGGUCUUGGAGAAGAAAGAAAGUUGCUGAAUGAUGGGAAGGUUUCAAAGGAGAUGGAUGAGUACAAUAGAGAAAAGGAAUAUGAAAACUUAAGGAGAAGAUUUGAGAGGAAAGCACAAAAGGCUUUUCAAGAGCAACUCUUGACAUUAGGAAGAGAAGUGGAGGAAGUUGAGUUUGGAUCCAGUAAAACAGUGGAAAAAGAAGAUGUGUUGCAAUAUGAAUCACCUAGAACAAUUUGCACCCCAAGAACACAUGCUUUUUCCACUUCAUCAGUUUCAAAGAAUCCUAUCCUUGGAAAUAUUACAGAAGAGAUUGAGAAAACUGAGAGGCUGUCUCCCAAGAAAAUGAGUUCUGAGAGGCAGAACUUGAAACAAUCUGAGGAGUUGAAGAGGCAGAAGCAACCACAUCAUCUUCCUCCCAGCAGAGAACUUCAAAGGAGGAAACAAAAGCCAAGCUCUAGGGUCAAAAUACAUUCUCCAAGGAUGGUUUCCAAGGUUGAAAUCUGCAAAAUAAAGGCUCUAGAAGACAUGAAGAAAGCAAAACUAAAGACAAAGAAAAAAAGGGAGGAAACUGUGGAGGAAACACCAGGAUUAGAGAGCUUUGCUGUGAUCAAGUCCUCAUUGGAUCCAAAGCAAGAUUUCAGAGAUUCAAUGAUUGAGAUGAUCAUUGAGAAUCAGAUUAGCAAGCCAGAAGAAAUGGAAGAUCUGUUGGCAUGUUAUCUGACUUUGAAUGCAGAUGAGUAUCAUGAUCUCAUCAUCAAAGUGUUCCGGCAGGUAUGGUCUGACAUGACCCGAGGUGGUUUGGGUAUUAAACUAAACUUGCAAUGGAGUUACUAUGAAUAA
This is a messenger RNA of Glycine soja, 1242 nucleotides long. RefSeq names its product transcription repressor OFP5-like. Bases 1 to 1242 code for a protein of 413 amino acids. Gene Ontology annotation, biological process: negative regulation of DNA-templated transcription. NCBI's taxonomy places the organism in Eukaryota, Viridiplantae, Streptophyta, Magnoliopsida, Fabales, Fabaceae. The transcript has a single exon. The record is from RefSeq and is a predicted model, not a curated record.